UAAAUCCGGUGCUUUAUGAUCUCAUACUGCACGGAUUUGGAAACUACUGCAUGUGCACGAUUCUCAGCCUAGUUCCCUGCAGGUGAGGGAUUUUUUUUUUUUUUUUUUUUUUUUUUUUUUUUUUUUUUUUUUUUUUUUUUUUCCGGAAAGAAAACUGUAGCUCUGCCGUGAAGAUGAGUCCCACAGAGGUUUUGCACGGUGGAGUUAUCGAGAAAUUGACUUCGGGGAGACGAAGCUCCGACCUCCCAGGCACCAAGAUUUUUACCAACAACCCGGGAUGCUCACUGCAGGAGGGAGCGGGUGAGGAGGACACAGGGAUUCGAGGGCAGGACAGACAGGGAGAGGACACAGGUUCCAGAGACUUCUGUUUUAAGGCUCUCGGGGAUCCCUGAGAGUGCCCUUGAGGGUUCCAAGCGCGGGGAGCGAGCGCCGGGAAGUGGCGGUUACAGUCCCGGGUCCAGCGCCCUUUCCUGCUCCACUGCUCAGCCGGUUCGGGCGCGCCCAGGGCACCCGCCUCGCGCGCCCCUAAGCCCACACGGGUCUCGGCUCAGACUGUCGCGCCCCACCCGGCCCGCGCCACAUCCCACCGGCCCAUCCAGUAACGGUUACUGGACCCGCAGCCUCUCCCCUGCCCCCUCCUUCCCCGCUCACGAGAGCCGCAGUGCUGCGCCGUUUGGAGAGGGGUCAUCCGCCCCGAAACCGACGUGAGCGCGGGGCCGGCCCGUGGAGGCGGCUGAGGGAUCCCCCUCUUCCAGCCCGCCCGCUCGGAGCCGAACCCCGAGCUCCGUCCCGCUGAUUCGCGCCCCCAACCCACCCCGCGCCCGGUCACCCCCGCCGCGCCGCUCCUCCCUCCCGCCCCCUCGCUUCCCCGGCCCCCCCUUCCGCGGCGCGGCUCUCACGCGCAGCCGAAUUCGGCGCCGCCUCCAUCAGAGCCGAGCCGGCGGCUCCACCGAACGGCCGCGACUGCCGCCGCCGCCGCCGCCGAACCUUCCGCAUCCCCUCCCCGUCCCGCCCCCCAGCCCCAGGCGCCCAGGCCCCCUCCCUCCUUUUCCCCUCUCCCUCCCGCCCGCUCCGCGCUCUCUCUCCCUGCAGCCAGAGCCCGGCCCGCCAGCCGGGCCGGCAGGAGGGCAGCGGCGGCACAACCAUGAGCUUUGAGGGCGGCCACGGCGGCAGUCGGUGUCGCGGGGCGGAGAGCGGGGACGCCGAGCCUCCCCCGCAACCUCCUCCGCCGCCGCCGCCGCCGCCGCCGGGAGAGCCGGCCCCGGUCCCCGCGGCCCCGUGCUACCUGCCGCCGCUGCCCGCGUCCCCCGCGACCCCCGCGCGCGCCGCGGGGCCAAGCGAGCCGCUAGGGGAGGUGGCCCCGCGGCGCAGGGGCGCAGACGAGCUGCCGCCCCCGCCGCUGCCCCUGCAGCCCGCCGGCCAGGAAGUGGCGGCGGCCGGCGACUCCGGGGAAGGUCCGAGGCGCCUCCCGGAGGCGGCGGCAGCGAAAGGCGGCCCCGGGGAGUCUGAGGCCGGCGCGGGCGGCGAGGGCGAGCGGCGGGGCGCCGGAGACCAGUCCGAGACGCGCUCGGUGUGCAGCAGCCGCAGCAGCAGCAGUGGCGGCGGCGACCAGCGCGCUGGGCACCAGCACCAGCACCACCAGCCCAUCUGCAAGAUCUGCUUCCAGGGCGCGGAGCAGGGUGAGCUGUUGAACCCCUGCCGAUGUGAUGGGUCAGUUCGGUAUACACAUCAGCUGUGCCUGCUAAAGUGGAUCAGUGAGAGAGGUUCCUGGACCUGUGAACUCUGCUGUUAUAGAUACCAUGUUAUAGCCAUUAAAAUGAAACAACCUUGCCAGUGGCAGAGCAUUUCUAUAACACUGGUUGAGAAAGUUCAGAUGAUUGCUGUAAUCCUAGGAUCCCUGUUCUUAAUAGCCAGUGUGACUUGGCUCCUCUGGUCAGCCUUCAGCCCCUAUGCAGUGUGGCAGAGGAAGGACAUCCUUUUUCAGAUCUGCUAUGGAAUGUAUGGUUUUAUGGAUCUAGUGUGCAUAGGUCUCAUUGUUCAUGAAGGAGCUGCAGUUUACAGAGUGUUUAAGCGCUGGCGAGCUGUGAAUUUGCACUGGGAUGUGUUAAAUUAUGACAAAGCCACAGACAUCGAAGAAAGCAGCCGGGGAGAGUCUUCCACAAGUAGGACUUUGUGGUUGCCAUUGACAGCUCUGCGGAACAGAAACUUGGUCCACCCAACUCAGUUAACCUCGCCAAGGUUUCAGUGUGGCUACGUGUUACUGCACCUAUUCAAUCGGAUGAGGCCCCAUGAAGACUUAUCAGAAGAUAACAGCUCGGGGGAGGUUGUGAUGAGAGUGACUUCAGUGUGACAAAAGCAUAAGAUGAUGCAGUGUGGACCACCCUGCACAUUUUGGAAUGUAAUUGCAAUGAAUGGCAAAACCAUAGCACUUCUAAAAACACAUCUAUGAACUUUUUAAAAUUUAUGCUUUUUAUAUGAACAUUUGAAUUGCAAAUACAUUUUUUCUGAGAAAAAGAGUCCUCUUGUUCUUCGUUGUCUGGUUUGUCACAUCUUUUAUAAGUUGGUACUUGAAAUCAUUAUACAUAUAAUUUAACUAUACUUGGUUAAGAGAAUAAUGAAAGUUAUCCUUAAGGCCAAAACUAUUUUUUCUUGCUUGUUUUAAAUAUAUUUUUAUGAAAGCUUU
This is a messenger RNA of Symphalangus syndactylus (siamang), 2683 nucleotides long. RefSeq names its product membrane associated ring-CH-type finger 11 (gene MARCHF11). Gene Ontology annotation, biological process: protein ubiquitination. The record is from RefSeq and is a predicted model, not a curated record. Lineage: Eukaryota; Metazoa; Chordata; Mammalia; Primates; Hylobatidae. Gene Ontology annotation, molecular function: zinc ion binding; ubiquitin-protein transferase activity.